AUGGGCACCAAACGCUCCUGGGAAGGACAGCCUCUCGGUCUGCACCCCAAAUCUGAUGCCACUAUGAGCGCCCACGACUCGACGGGGCCGUCAGUCCAAUCGAUUUUCGAAACUUUCCGCGACGAACUGGACGAGCACCACGAUCGACGUGAGCGGAUCAUCAAGACAAGUCGAGACAUCACAGCCCUCAGCAAGAAGGUCAUCUUCGCCCUCCAACGCGUGCGCACGCUCAACCAACCCCCGCCCAACAAAAUUGCCCAAGAAAACCAGACCCGCUUUGACCAGAUCCGCGCGCUCUUCGAGUCUCUCGUGCCAGAGCUCACGGAAAUCAAGGCGUGGCGGUAUCAGCGCCAAAUCAGCCCGGGCAUCCAGGAGUUCAUCGAAGCGCUCGCGUUCGACCACUACCUACGCACACAGACCCUGAUCAGCCAUGCAGAAGUGACCGCGUGGCUACCGGGCGAGAUUCUCGUUUCCGAGGAGGACUAUUUGAUGGGAUUGUUCGAUCUCACGGGUGAGAUGAUGCGGUUCGCCGUGAUGGCCCUGAGUUCAGGGAACGCGUCGGCCACCACACAGUCAACAUCGACUGCUGGCCCCGAGGCCUCUGAUGCUUCUUCUACGUCAGUCCCCGUGCUUGCGCCCGCACAGGCCGGCAUCGUGGUGGAUCUCCGUACCAUGCGGGCGCGCUUCGAGUCGCUCAGCGUGCCGCGCCGACACAACAUGCUCCGCGACCUCUCCAAAAAGCUGGAGGUGAUGCAGACCAGCGUGGAGAAGGUGGAGCGGGCGGCUUAUGGGAUCCUUGUGCGUGGGAGUGAGCGGCCGAGCGGAUGGACGCCGGAUCUGUCAGUGUCGAUGGAGGUGGAAACCCAUUAG
Molecule: messenger RNA, 870 nt
Organism: Penicillium alfredii
Lineage: Eukaryota; Fungi; Ascomycota; Eurotiomycetes; Eurotiales; Aspergillaceae
Product: translin family protein
Exons: 2
Coding region: 1-870 (289 amino acids)
Cellular component (GO): nucleus; cytoplasm
Molecular function (GO): sequence-specific DNA binding; RNA binding; RNA endonuclease activity
Source: RefSeq, a predicted model, not a curated record